UUUAAAUCACCUCGUACUGGAGCUUCCACUUAAUAAAUCGAUCCAAUGCCUUAUCUGUGUGUCACCUUCUAUGUACUAGGUAGGUACUGAACUUAGAAUCAUGUAAUUCAAAACCUUAGAAGUGAAAUCUUAUACAUUACGUUUGUACAGAGCUUUGUCCAACUUUUUUUUUUUAAAAAAGCUGUGACAAAUAUUGCGCUUUUUUGACGCUAAAUCUUAUACCCUCAAUUGUUAAUUAUCAUUAAUUCCUGAUUCAAAGUCUAACAUCUAUCCUGUCUUUCAUUCUACCGCGACAACCGCAAAUCAAACUCGCAUAUCUGUUCAUCACCACUGGUUACGGCACUUAAAAUCAAAUGACACCAAAUUCAUAUUUGAAAGUCACUUGCCUAGGUACAGUGGCUGUCUCAGCCUGCUUUUUCCGUCUUGUAUGACUAUCAUCUCGACGUCUCUCAAAGCUAACUACUGCAACUCAUCUCAUCCCAUCAUAUGACCGGGAGAGCCGAUAGUCGAGAUGCAGCAACAAUUUGAUCCGUUAUCGCCUCCAAACAUCUCCCAUCCAGGAGUCGUGGCCACCGAUAUUACUAGAAAGUUUUCCUCUGCUGUCAAGACUUUGGCACCCGGUGAACUUGUUAAAGAUGAUCACUUCACGCUUUUCGAGUCCGUCGCGGCUCUCGAGGUCAUGGACCCAAAAAUGGAUAGUGGCGUCCUAGCAGAAGGAGAAUCAUUAGACCAGGAAUAUGACGUCUCUCGCGACCUGCUGCCAGAAGAAAUUCUUGGUAUCAUCGACCAAUUGCUUUGCCUAGAAAUGGCCUGGCAUCAGGGUUAUCCUCUUUCGCAAACUCUCUUCACGAGCGUCUAUAUAGAGUCCCUCAUGAAACCUCGCCCUACUAACAUAGACGAGGCUGACUUCGUUAGAGACAGCCAGGGUCAUGAGAAGCAGCCCAAAUUCCUUUUUGUCUUACGCGCAUAUUGUCUGGGGCUCCUCAAGGCGUGCUGCUUUGUGAAUGAGCUCGUCAAGGAAGAGCUUUACUACGAGGAGGAAGACUUCGUAACUAACACUUACGACCGCAACCUUCUUUUUGACAUACCACUAGCAUCCAUCAACAGUUUACUGCUGAAGGCUCGCAGUGACCUUCGGCUAGCAAGCAAUGAUGUUCCUAAGGAGAUAUCUACUGCCCUUGAACUCCGACUUGAACUACGCAUCGCUUUUCUAAGAGCUAUCGACCUUGCAAGCUUGCGAAGAAACAACCCGGAUUCGUUGAAGAUGCCUUGGACGCAGAUGAGCGGCCUAAUCGAGCACAUUAAAAAGCAGCACGAACUAGGGAAACCCGUCCCGGAGGCUUUUAGUACCAAGUUACAGCGGCGGCUAGCUAGUACCAUGCCUCCGCGUCCCAUGGUCCAACCUAGCUUCGAAGAAAGUUAUGGUCAAUUUAAGCGACUUUUUCAAGAUGGUGUUGAUAUCAUGGACGUCUUGAAAUACACCGAACCGCAAAGUCUUUUAAAUUUCGUUCUGCUAUUUCAAGCACGAAAACCUCAGCCGUUAGUAUAUAUAAGAACCCUACUUCAAAGUAUGAUCUGCAAAGAUAUGAUCGUAUUAGGCAGCUAUAGCAUCCGGCAAAUACUCGACCAUGACCUCUCCAUUGUUGUUCUUCCCUGCGCGCCGCAAAUAGAUCGAUCCUACGAUGCCAUUGAGGUACCAACCGAUCCCCGACAUCAGAUCUCAGCGCAGAUGGAAAUCUUCCGGCAACGUGUGGCUGAAUGCUACUUGGAAAUCUUCAGAAUAUUCUGCCAGAACAGGUGUAGAGUCCGACGAACCCUAUGCCAUAACAUCCAAGAAUGGGAGAUGCUGCAAGGUGACGUGGAAGAGAUCGAUCAGCUCCUCCAGAACGUCCUCGAUGAAAAACCUCUCGCGAUAACCGGGGGGGAUCCUAUCAACUUUUCGCUACCCCUUUCGUCUUGGGCCUACGUGUACAAGCUCAGGCAGAUGGAGUGGAUCGUCCAGCUUGGAUUCGAGCUGGAAGUCUACCAGACUGACGAGCUUGCUGGCAUGUACUGGUACUUGAACUACCUAGCUAAGACACGUGCGCAGCAUGGAGACCGCAUCAAAACGUUCACAAUGCGUAGCUUAAACGAAGCGCGCGACGGUCUCGCUGGCUCUGGUGACCAGCACUUACCCCAAUACACGGCCGCUAAAGACCGCGAGUAUAUGACGUCGGUGGCGUAUCUACGCGUAACCAUGCUCGAUGCAGCUUGCACGUGGGAGUUCGCAGAUGGUUUGUGCUGUUUGUAUACGGCCUUACUACGAUUGAAUCUUAUCGCCCCGCCGCAGCGCCCCUAUAGUUCUGACACUUUGCGCUACGACCUGCGUAUGAAGCCCUUCCGGAACAUUUCGCUGCCAGCACUGCCGACAUUCGACGAGUUUACACGUGCGACUCUACAGCCUGAAACCGCAACACACGACUUGUUGAAGUACGCCGAGAACGCAGUAGGCGGCGCACGAAAGGGGUACGAGGCCCUAAGCAGGAUGUCGGAGGCGCAAGCUUUCAGCGCUAACACCCAUGGUCGUUGGGUCGGUAACAUCAAGGACUGUCUCAGAGCUGCGAUUGCGGCGGGUGUUGCGGUGUCGACGCUUCAACGAGCGAUAGAGCGGGCCGGUGGUAAUGAAGGUCAAGGUCCAUUAAAUUUGGCAUUGAAAGUCGAAAUGCCAGAAACGGGCAAGGGUUAUCAUGAUUGGUGGAUUGUCCCAAAGCUGGUUCGUACGGCAUGAUACUUUUUAUUGGCUUUAGGAUAUGUCUAAUGGAGGCUACUUUCCUACGCACUAUGCUACGUCUUUAGCUGAAGAGUAGAUUCAGGGUUUCUGAGAAGUAAUCUUACGGGCUUUAGGAUAACAUGACACCUAGGCCGUACUGAAGACGAAAUUCUAUUCAAG
Molecule: messenger RNA, 2929 nt
Organism: Annulohypoxylon truncatum
Lineage: Eukaryota; Fungi; Ascomycota; Sordariomycetes; Xylariales; Hypoxylaceae
Product: Mak10-domain-containing protein
Exons: 7
Coding region: 512-2767 (751 amino acids)
Biological process (GO): N-terminal peptidyl-methionine acetylation
Cellular component (GO): NatC complex
Source: RefSeq, a predicted model, not a curated record